CCCCGCGGGCGUGCCAGACCUCCCGGGGCCCGUCCGCCCGCCUGGCCCAGACUUCGGCAGCGGGGCCCCCGAUGGCAGUGGGCACCUCCCUGUGAAACCUGCCAAGCUGGACGCCACAGCUCCGCACGCCGACGCUUUGGCCAGCCCCGUGCCCCCUCUGGAGGUGUGCGGCCAUGCGGUCCUAGCCUGCGGCCCCGGCAUCCCCGAGGAGCACUACGUGAGCGAGGCUGUGGAAGAUGCUCCCAGCUGCAGAGGGUACCGGGAUGCCUGCACCAUCACCGACGUGUGCAACAGCACCGACCUUCCGGAAGUCGAGAUCAUCAGCCUGCUGGAGGAGCAGCUGCCCCAUUACAGGUUAAGAGCCGACACCAUCUACGGUUAUGACCACGACGACUGGCUCCACACGCCCCUCCUUUCUCCGGAUGCCAACAUCGACCUCAGCACCGAGCAGAUCGAAGAGACGCUGAAGUACUUCCUCUUAUGCGCUGAAAGAGUCGGCCAGAUGACUAAGACGUAUAAUGACAUUGAUGCUGUGACUCGGCUUCUUGAGGAGAAAGAGCGAGAUUUAGAACUGGCCGCUCGGAUCGGCCAGUCGUUGUUGAAGAAGAACAAGACGCUGACCGAGAGGAACGAGCUGCUGGAAGAGCAGGUGGAACACAUCAGGGAGGAGGUGUCUCAGCUCCGGCACGAGCUGUCCAUGAAGGAUGAGCUCCUGCAGUUCUACACCAGCGCCGCCGAAGAGAGCGAGCCCGAGUCCGUGUGCUCCACCCCGCUGAAGAGGAACGAGUCGUCCUCCUCCGUGCAGAACUACUUUCAUCUGGAUUCCCUUCAGAAGAAGCUCAAGGACCUGGAGGAGGAGAACGUUGUGCUCCGGUCCGAGGCCUGCCAGCUGAAGACGGAGACCAUCACCUACGAAGAGAAGGAGCAGCAGCUGGUCAACGACUGUGUGAAGGAGCUGAGGGACGCCAACGUGCAGAUUGCCAGUAUCUCGGAGGAGCUGGCCAAGAAGACCGAGGAUGCUGCUCGCCAGCAAGAGGAGAUCACACACCUGCUGUCACAGAUAGUUGACUUGCAGAAGAAGGCCAAAGCUUGCGCUGUGGAAAAUGAGGAGCUGGUCCAGCACCUGGGGGCUGCCAAGGAUGCCCAGCGGCAGCUCACGGCCGAGCUGCGCGAGCUGGAGGACAAGUACGCGGAGUGCAUGGAGAUGCUGCACGAGGCGCAGGAGGAGCUCAAGAACCUGCGGAACAAGAGCGUGCCCAGCACUGCGUCCCGCCGCUACCACUCGCUGGGCCUGUUCCCCAUGGACUCCCUGGCGGCAGAGAUCGAGGGCACGAUGCGCAAGGAGCUGCAGCUGGAAGAGCCGGAGUCUCCAGACCUCGCUCACCAGAAGCGAGUCUUUGAGACGGUGAGGAACAUCAACCAGGUCGUCAAGCAGAGGUCUCUGACCCCGUCCCCCAUGAACAUCCCCGGCUCCAAUCAGUCCUCAGCCAUGAACUCCCUCCUGUCCAGCUGCGUCAGCACCCCGCGGUCCAGCUUCUACGGCAGCGACAUUGGCCACGUGGUCCUGGACAACAAGACCAACAGCAUCAUCCUGGAAGCCGAGUCUGCCGACCUGGGGAACGAUGAGCGGACCAAGAAGCCCGGGACGCCGGGCACCCCCGGCUCCCACGACCUGGAGACGGCGCUCCGGCGGCUGUCCCUCCGCCGGGAGAACUACCUCUCGGAGCGGAGGUUCUUCGAGGAGGAGCAGGAGCGGAAGCUCCGGGAGCUGGCGGAGAAGGGCGAGCUGCUCAGCGGCUCCCUCACGCCCACGGAGAGCAUCAUGUCCCUCGGCACCCACUCCCGCUUCUCCGAGUUCACCGGCUUCUCGGGCAUGUCCUUCGGCAGCCGCUCCUACCUGCCCGAGAAACUGCAGAUCGUGAAGCCGCUGGAAGGCUCCGCCACCCUCCACCACUGGCAGCAGUUGGCCCAGCCCCACCUCGGGGGCAUCCUGGACCCCCGGCCCGGUGUGGUCACCAAGGGCUUCCGGACACUGGACGUUGACCUGGACGAAGUGUACUGCCUUAAUGACUUUGAAGAAGACGACACAGGUGACCGCCUUCCCCUCCCGGGCCUAGCUACCUCCACGCCAGUGCAGCACCCAGAGACCUCAGGUGAGGGGUCCCCAGCCCGCGUGACUGUCUCAGGCGGCAGAAGUCACCCACGCCGGCCGCAGGCCUUCCCAGAGGAGAUGCAGGAGCCGCCAGUGGCCGAGGAGGAGGAGGAGGAGGGGUCUGCACACCACCCUGGGAAGUGCAUGUCACAGACCAACUCCACCUUCACCUUCACCACAUGUCGCAUCCUGCAUCCUUCCGAUGAACUCACGAGGGUCACGCCAAGCCUUAACUCGGCUCCGACUCCAGCCUGUGGUAGCGCCGGCCACUUGAAGUCCACGCCGGUGGCCACCCCGUGCACUCCGCGGAGACUGAGCCUGGCCGAGUCCUUCACCAACGUGCGCGAGUCCACGACCACCAUGAGCACGUCGCUGGGGCUGGUGUGGCUGCUGAAGGAGCGUGGCAUCUCCGCGGCCGUCUACCACCCCCAGGGCUGGGACCGGGCCGGCCGGGGCUCCCUCCUGCACGCCUACGCGCCCAGGAUGGCGGCGAUCCCCUCCACGCCCCCCAACUCGCCUAUGCAGACACCCACGUCUUCCCCCCCCUCCUUCGAGUUCAAGUGCACGAGCCCUCCGUACGACAACUUCCUGGCGUCCAAGCCUGCCAGCUCCAUCCUGAGGGAGGUGAGGGAGAAGAAGAGCGUGCGGAGCAGCGAGAGCCAGACAGACGUGUCUGUCUCCAACCUCAACCUCGUGGACAAAGUCAGGAGGCUCGGCGUGGCCCGAGUGGUGAACUCAGGGCGAGCCCACGUCCCCGCCUUGACUGAGGACCAGGGACCCCUCCUCUGCGGGCCCCCGGGCCCCACCCAGGCCCUCGUGCCCGGAGGCCUGGUCCCUGAGGGCCUGCCUCUCGGGUGCCCCAGCGUCACGAGUGCCAUCGGCGGGCUGCAGCUCGCCAGCGGCAUCCGGAGGAACCGCAGCUUCCCCACCAUGGUGGGGUCCAGCAUGCAGAUGAAGGCCCCCGUGACUCUCGCCUCGGGCAUCUUGAUGGGUGCUAAGCUCCCCAAACAAACUAGCUUCCGGUGAGGACGGGAGGGGGGCCCUUCCCCUGGAGGAGGCCAGCCUUGCUCCUGCCUCCCUCCCGCCCCCCUGCACUGCACACUCUCCCUCUCUCUUCCUCCGCCCCUCCCCUCUUGAGCUAGACAAAUCAACCUCGUGCCUCAUGGGGGAAGAGUGGACACUUGGCACAGCGUGUACAUAGGACUCGGAGACCUUGUGUCCACCCUGCCCUUUCUCCGUCUCCCACGGGAAGGGCCCUGGCGCCGUCACCGCUGUCACUGGGACUUUGUGCAGCCGGGGGACAGGGGCAGGCGGGUGGCCCUUUCUCCUCCUCUGGGAAGCACUGAAAUCCCAAGUGCAUUCUUAUCCUAUGGAUAGGAAACCAGUGAAUCCGUGGCCGGCUCCCGGGGCUGUCCGUUGCGAGCUGGCAGGGGGCACAGGCCUCUGCCCCUGGUGUCGCCGGACGCCUCCCCUUGCUCCUCGCAGAAGAAGCGGGGGCCUCGGGCUGUGCCACACGCAGCUGAUGUAGCUUUCGGGAUUGGGGGGCCGUUCUUUCUUUCAGGGGUGGCCCGGCCUCCUCAAGACCGUCUCUGCUUCAAAGGAGAGUGGCUUCUUUUUUUUUGAGGUGGGACUUUUUUUUCCCCAUGCCUUCUACCUGAGUCCCCCUUCUGUGUCCUGUAAUCGUGUGUCAGGCCGGACGUCUGACCUGAAAGAAUGUAUUCACACUCCUGCAGUGCCCUGUCCCCCGUGUGUUCUGCGUGUGGCUUUCGUUUUCCGUUUUUUAUAUGCAGCGAAGUAAUGGUACUAGAUGGCAAGUCACAGCCCCUGUCCUGUGGGUCUGGGACCCUGAUGUCACACGGUUUCCAAUAUACCAGACCGCUACCGAGAUGGCGGCAGAGUCUGGGGACCCAGUGUCACAACCCAAUCGGGACCAGACCCGAGACACUUCUGACAAUAGGAUUAAAAGGAAAGGAGGGAGGGGGCAAGGCUGUGAGCGGAAUUCGUCAACAGUGAAAGUGAAAAGACCCACAGCCACAUGUACUACCACACCGGGUCAUGGGGGAGGGAGGCGUGGGCGUCCCGCUGGCUCCCGUCCUUCCUGGGGCCCGAGGUCCGCCCGGGCGCCAUCACGCCCAUGGUCUGGAUGCGGGCGUCCAGCGCCCACACCUGUGCCCUCGCAUCUCAGCGCCCAGUGGCUACAAUCAGGCGUCGUGUCCCGCCCCCUCCCCGAACCCUGUAUCUCCUUGUGCCGCCGUUCAGGAAGCGAUGGAGGGGCCUGUGGCAAGAGCCGCGCGUGAACCAGGGAGCCUGGUCCUGCUGGCGUCGCUGACAAAGUCCGGAACUCUUAUUUAUUAUUUAUGUGUGCUGUGUUUUAACCAUCCACCCUCCUGUCCGGUUCAGUCACAGCGUGGCUGUGGCAUUCCAGUCCGAGCAGGUGACUUGUUUAUCCGCGCCCGAGGACCGUGCUGUCCCUUCGGGCCCCUCGGCCCUUCGUUCCAGCCGCUCCUGGAAGGUCACAUCACAGGCAGAUGAAAUCAUCCCCGGCCCCACCCCUGCGCCUCGCCCCACCCCUCCCCAGACGUGUCCGGCUCCGUGUACACUGACGCCCACCAAAGCGUCGCUGAGAAAGUCUGAAAGGAGCAAACGUCAGUGCCCCGAUUUUAGAUUAUUUAUUCUCAGAACACGAGGGUGCGGGGUGUUUUCAGCCCUCCUCCUGGUUGUCUGCGUGCACUCACUGCAAGGAAAUUUUUUAUUUGAAUGUAUUUUAAAGCAGUAGGUAGAAUAACAAAGUAGGAAAGCCACGAACUGAUGGACCACUUGGUGUAUUCGGAGAGGGGCCACCACCACCACUGAGGAAAUCCCGGUGAGGAAAUCGGCCGCCCAGAGGUUGCAGGACUUAGCAUAGCUCACCAUCAACCUUGUGCAACCACUGCAUCAAAAAACAAUACGAUUUCAUCCUCUAAUGAAUAUCAAUAAAAUAAGUUCAAAUGAUGGAAAACACA
Molecule: messenger RNA, 5154 nt
Organism: Suricata suricatta (meerkat)
Lineage: Eukaryota; Metazoa; Chordata; Mammalia; Carnivora; Herpestidae
Gene: TRAK1
Product: trafficking kinesin protein 1
Exons: 16
Coding region: 503-3178 (891 amino acids)
Biological process (GO): endosome to lysosome transport; neurogenesis; anterograde axonal transport of mitochondrion
Cellular component (GO): dendrite
Molecular function (GO): GABA receptor binding
Source: RefSeq, a predicted model, not a curated record